Molecule: messenger RNA, 3626 nt
Organism: Halichondria panicea
Lineage: Eukaryota; Metazoa; Porifera; Demospongiae; Suberitida; Halichondriidae
Product: cilia- and flagella-associated protein 61-like
Exons: 25
Coding region: 43-3504 (1153 amino acids)
Source: RefSeq, a predicted model, not a curated record
UAAGUUGCCAUAGCAACAUAUUGAAUAUUGCCAAGCAAUAACAUGGCGACUGUUCAGAAGUUUGUAUCUAAGCGCUCAGAGAGCAGUGACGCAGGAGGAGUGCGUGGGCUGAUCACUAGACACACAGAGGCGCUCUUUGGAAGAGUCAAUCCAGAGCACAUAAUAGAGCAUGCUAGUCUCGGUAUCAGCCUGUUGUCUGGUGAGGGUAGUCUCGUGGGCCACAUGUCUCUCACUGACACACUCUCCACUCUCCCCACGGAUUGGACCUCAUGGUUGAACUCUGACCUCUAUCGCCCAUCACCUGUCAAUACUUUAUUCUUGUGCUUAUUUGUGGCCAAGGACAACUUUCAUCAGGGAGCAGUCACUGAGAUACUGAGGACUGUGUACAUGACGGCCCCUCUACUGCAGUACCUCCUACUAGUGACACCCACUCACACACAUAUUGGUCCUGCACUGUCUAGUCACUUCUCUCCUCUGUGUUGUCAAGAGGACCUAGCUGUGUACGCCACACACAGACACACACACUUCCCCACACUGUAUAUAAGACCAGCCUGUGUGGAGGACAGUGAUGACCUGCUACCAAUACUAGUAGAGCAUUCACACAACAUCACUAGCCUCUAUGGGGACUAUUUCCUCUCUGAGUUAAUAGCUUCUCAAGACACAGAUCACCAGACCCUCGUGGCUGAGGUGGACGGUCAUGCAGUAGGUGUAAUGAGUGUGACCACAUGUGUGGAUAUUGAUCUCCUCACUGCCUCCUAUGUAUUGGAGCCCUAUCAUCUCCUCAGGAAACCUCAUCCUCAAGACACAAUACUUUCCUCUCAAGCUCACACCAGCACCGCCCACAUAGACACAGCCCACACAAGCACAGCCCACACAAGCACAGCCCACAUAGACACAGCUCACACAAGCACAAGUACAGCCCACGCAGACACAGCUCACACAAGCACAAGCACAGCCCACGCAGACACAGCUCACACAAGCACAAGCACAGCCCACGCAGACACAGCUCACACAAGCACAAGUACUGCUGAUAGUUGCUUGUCACAAGAGAGUUGUGCGGAGAAUACACCUGAUAACUCAACACUGGAGGAGGUACAAGGGUCAAAGGUCGAUACUAAGGUGUACAGUCUACAGGGGGAGGCGUGUGCGGUGGCCAUUCAACUGUUUGCUAUUGAUGAGAGAUACGAGAUGAGGAGUGUGGACUUCCUCCCAGCAGUCUUCAAGUUGUUUCCAGAGCAUGAGUUCUUGCUACUAACCCAACCACACUCGAGUGGAGACCUACCACUACUCACACACUUCACAGAGGCAGUUCCCCCACGCCCUGGUACCUGCCUCCCUCAAGAGCUCUUCCUAGCACACAAGGCAUCGUUACUGGACUCAUUCAUUGUGCGUGAAGCUACUACAGUUGACCUCCCUGCACUCAAAGCUUUGACCUUUGACCUCUCCUCACGUGAUGACAUGUUGGGAGAUGUGGAAAUAUUCCUGAGAGCCAGACGUGACCUCGGAGAGGUGACCCCUCUGCUAGCUCUAGUGGCGGAGGUUGAUAGUCAACUAGUAGCACUGGCAGUGCUCAGGGAGAAGGAGGAUAUGGAGUAUAUUUGCUCACAUUAUAACAUUGAGGACUUUAUUUACUACAACUAUCACGAGCCUCGUCAGCAUUCUCACCUCCAUCAUCUCGUGCUCAACCCAGCCUUCAGUCCGCACGCUAAGCACUUCCUUAAAGAGAUCCUCCGACUAUCGAAUAGUUCCUGCCUCUAUUACCACCUCUCCUCUGACUCUCAGCCUAAACCACAGUCUCUCAUCUCUGCACUACACUGUCUAAUACCCAUCAAAGCUCGAAGGCAAGUGGUGUACCCUGAAGGCCUGGGUAUUAAUGCUCCCCUACCAGAGGUCACAGGGGUCAAACCACCCUUUGCUCUUUACCAUACCAACAGGAAGCUGACAUUUGAACCCAAAAUCUCUAUCAACUGUCGUGUGGUGAUCGUGGGUGCUUCUCAAACUGCCAUCUCUCUAUUAGAGACUCUGAUAUUCUGCCCUCAUCUCCACUUCUCUAACGUGGUACUAGUCUCUCCCACUGAUGUGCCCUCCCCACCCACCAUUGGCUUAGACACAUGGAUCAACACUGUGCUUGGUACUCUCACUGCCAUCAACAGGACUGACCACUGUGUGGAGGUGGUGUGUGGAGGGUGCAAGUUCCUAGUCCACUAUGAUUGGUUAGUAUUGACGUGUGGUGUGCAGUACACUGCCCCGCCUCUCAAGGGACUUCCCCCGCCCACUCAAGUCAUCACUGUCCCUACUCACACUAAAGCAGGAUCGUGUGUUGUGUUUGGGAGUGGAGUGGAUGCGUACACGAGUGUCCAGCACCUCCUCAGUGAGGGGGUUGCCCCUGAUAUGAUUACAAUGCUACGCCCACACACACUUGAAUGGACGGAGGGAGUAAUUGCUCAGCGAGUGAGUGAGUCCCUCUCAUUAACAGGCAUUCACGAGUUAUCAGACAUCAAUCUGACUGAGUGGAUAGUAGGAGAGGGUGGGCUGGAGGCUGUUGCCAUAGAAAAUGCUACUGGGCAUGCUCAGACUAUACCAUGCCAGACCCUAAUCUACCACGGAGACAAAACUGUCAACACAAAUGCAUUCAAAGCUCUCAAUGAUUCUUGUUUGGUGUUUGAUAAUCGACUGGUUAUUUCACGGGACCAUUUGACCAACGAUCCUCACAUACUAGCAGCAGGUCCGCUCACCAAGUACUCACGCAAAUACAGGGUUGGCAACUGCUCUCAUGCUGACUUCAAUUCUGACGAGGUUGGAUUGAAACUUGCUCUGACACUUUUGUCUAAACUGGACCCGACCUUUGACCCCACCAGUGAUGAUCCUACGGAUUCAUUAUUGAUCCCUCGCUAUACUCAGCCAGUAAUAGUGGGCGGGGCACUUCCUGGAGGUCUCCAUUUCCUGCACAUAUCAGCCCCUCCCACUCCCGGGACCACACCCCCUUCACACACUCGGCCUCUUCCUCGCAAAGGGAGAGAGUUAAUGACUGAUACUGCCAGUGGAUAUUUCCAGCUCCAUAUUUCAGAGUACGGGAGAGUGGAUGAGCUGUGCUUGCUCAGCAGUCAGCCCAUCAAUGAGAGGGACAACUAUACUUGCUUGUAUAACAUCCACGAGAAGUAUCUCAACAACCUCUUGGAGCGAUAUGAUCUAGGCCUUGUGUCAGACCUCUACAACUACUUCCGUGAGUCAUGGGUGUGUGCAGUGAUCCAUGACAGGUUCCCUGACUUGAUGCAGGAAGUGAGGGAAGACUUGACCCUAGUCCCUGCUGAGCCUAACAAUGGGAGCUCUAUUGAGACAGUAGUGCGGGAUAUGUUUGAUGGUGGUUCACCUUUGACCUCUGUUCAACUGACUACACAGUUCAACACCUCCUCUGCCAAAGCGCUCGUCUCUCAGAGAUUGAUUAGAUAUCUCAACUACAACCAACAGCAACUACCGAUGUUCACCAAACCAGACACUGUGUAAAACUGUCAUAAUUAAUUACUUUGUUACAUGAAUAUUAUUAUUGUAUACAUGCAUGCAGCUACACUAUUGUUCAACUUCUAUCUUUCUUCUUAUUGGAGUGAUACUUUUUAUCUGUUAACCUC